AUUUCAGCAGUUUUGAAUCUAUAUGUAGAUUAGACACCAACCUGGCAACAUGGAUGAAUUGGCAGCAUUUGAUAAAUGGCUGACAAAAACUGAAGAUAAAUUAGAUGGAGGAAAGAUUCAACGUCCUGGCAGUAUAGUUGACGCUUGCCAGGCACUCAGUAAGGCCCGGGAUCUUAGAGCCGAAUUCGAAAAGAGAGAGAAACCCCUGUCUACUGCCAAAGAACUUAUUGGAGAAGAUCCGGAGCUUAACGUGCUAACCACAAAAUGUGAGAGAAUAAAGAAACUGGCUGAUAAUUACCUAUCUAAGGUUGAAGCUCUUUGUGUGCUAUGGGCUAGUGGACAGGUUAACGCUGACCUUCAAGCUAUUGAGAAGGCGCUACAAGCUUCAGGGUCAAAGAUUAAAAUGACUGCAGAUGACCUCAAGGCGUGUGUGUCUGAAAUUCAGGCAGUGCUUGUUGUUUAACUCAGGUAGAGGAGGUUUACUGGAUUUUCACAUUGGAUUUUUACAAUUUCUACUUUGUGUCUUAUUUAUUUAUGUAUUUUAUGUCUUUUAUAUUGUUAAUAAUAAUAUGAA
Molecule: messenger RNA, 574 nt
Organism: Eurytemora carolleeae
Lineage: Eukaryota; Metazoa; Arthropoda; Copepoda; Calanoida; Temoridae
Exons: 8
Coding region: 50-463 (137 amino acids)
Source: RefSeq, a predicted model, not a curated record